AGGUGAGGUGAGGCGGCAGGCCGGGCUAUGAGGCGGGCUCCGCGGGAGGCUGACGGCGCUCAGCGGGCAGCGGUCCCGCCGCACCCCCGAAGGAGGCCGGAGCAGGUCCCCCGGCCGAGGCGUGCCCCUGGAGGAGCCCCCCCCGCUGUCUCUGGGAGACAGGCUUUACAGCCCAAGCGGAGCGGAGCUGAGAGUAUUGCAGGUGGUUAAAUAAAAGCCUUCGCUGGAUAUUAACUGGGAAAACGCAGGACUCGACCACUUCCUCUCCUUAAAGGAAAAAAAUUUAUCAUGUUCUAGUCUCUCUCCUGCCAGCUGUUGGCCAAAAGGGAACUGAGGAGUUAUGAACAGGGAGAAGUAGCAGACUUGAACUGAAACGCCCUUUUGGUCUCAAUUUGCGGAGAGAUCGGAAGUCACAGUAAUGAAAAAAUAGAGUGUGGAAAAUAAAUGAGUGCAAAAGACUGGAGUUUCAGACUGCUUGGAGGACAGGGUCUCUUCAGCGACGUUCAACUGCCGGUGGGUUUUUCACUGGAGUUCAGAGCCACCUUGCGGCGGCCCCGCCGGCCUGGACACCGCCUUCCCUGGAGCUCCAGAGCUGGAAAUCUCCACCUCUGGGGUGAGUGGCAGCAGGAAAAGCUGCAGCUGCUUUUGGAGAUGCCCAUCCAUGAAAGCAUGGAGUGAACCAGCUUCAAGAACAGUGGAGAUCAGGGGCAGAGCUGAGCUGUACACAGGAAUACUCUUCUCUUCUUGCCUGGGUCAGUGCAUCAGGGAAAAUGGGAAUCUGACCAGCGUGGCAGCGCUGCGAGCGCAACAGAAAGAGCACUGCAAAUGAGCAUGGUGGAUAAUAAUCUGUGGAAGUGCUUAUGCUUCCUUCUUGGGGUGGUCCCCGAGAGCAGAGGCGGAAAACCUGGGAAGAAAAUAAUGAAAAGAGACUCUGGGAUGAGGUGGCUUUUUCUUCUCCUCAGGGAAUUUUGUACAGGACCGAUUCUGUAUUCAAGCAUGGUCGUGGUCCAGAAGGCACCAGGGAAUGUAGCCAGCUCACGUAUUUCAGGGGUGAAUUUGAACUCUAUGUCGUAACUUUUAUAUCUUCUGAUCAAAUCUGCAUGAUAUGCUAAACUGAACGUCUUAUAGAAAGCUGAAACUUCACUUCCAGUAAUCCCUAAAUGUGCACUCUCUAAGCAGAGCAUUAGUUCUGCUGCACCACAUACAUCUGUAUGAUUGAUGAAGAAAGUAUGAACGAGGAGAAAGAAGACACCACUUCUUAGCUUUCGUUGCUUGUGCUGGUGGUUUUGAGAUUAAAACACAGCCUUUUGUUUUUUACUUGAUUUAAUCCAAUUGGCAUUUUUUGUUGCUGAGAAGACAAUUCCAGUCAAUUACUGGAGAUUGUUUCCAGAUUAUGUUCCCCCUUCCCCCCUCUUUUUGCUAAACAGAUUUUCUAAAGGGCAUGUCUGUAACUCAGAUAAUUUUGUGUUCAAGCAUAAAUCUGUACCAAAAGCGUGGAAGCUCGGUGGGGAAGGUAAUUUUUCUCCUUUUUGUCAAUAAGUAGGCAAGUGAGUACAUUGCCUGCUGUGGCUGAACGUGCUGAGGGAGCCGUGUGUGCCAGUAAUGGCAUCCUGAGUCCCACACACCGACUCCUAACGCUAGCAACAAGCAUCCUGCAGUCCUCAUGCAGGCAAAGCCCCUCGGUGAAGUAAGGAAAGCAAGAGCCAGCUAAAUAUGAGCAGUUUACAGGUUAGUGCUAAAAAGCUCUGAGUAGCUGCGGGGGGACAGGCAGAAGCGUUAAGUGUCUGUCUCUCUGAGCUGCUGAGAGUUUCUGGGACGUACAGGAACCAGGCCGCUUGUGGCGUGUCACAGCAGGUCCUUUGCUUUCUGGUGUCCCUGAAGAGAACAGAAUUCAACUCUCAGGUCCCCUUGUGAUCAGUGCUCUCAGCAGAGAAGCCAGAUCCGGAAACUGGAAUGCCAAGGCACAGAAAGAGAAGGUGAAAAAGACCUGUGUAUUUUCAUACAGAGGUUUAGGCUAAGUAGAAGGCAGGUAAAAGCACGUCAUCCCACACAAGAAAUGCUGUAUGAGACCCACUGGCACCACUUUUCCAGGGAAUAAGUGGGGCAAGUCAGAAGCUGACAACUUUAUUUUUGUCCAGUUCCCAUGGCCAGGCAAUCAGAUUCACAGUCAGGAAAUAUGGUCUGGUAGGGUAAAAUUAGACCGACACAGAAAACUGAAGUGGCCUUAGGUCUUCAGCUGACUUCACAUUGUUCAAGUGAAGUCAAAAACAAGUUCCUCGUCCUUAAGCAAAAAAUUUUAGAUCUAAACGCCUUCAUCUCAGUUGAAGAACUCUUGUGUAGCUGUAUGAAAUAAAUGGGCUGACCACAUAACUACUCAUCAGCAGUUACGUGUCUGCAUCCCCGGUAGUGCCUUCGGAAACAGUUCUCUCUGCAGAGACCAAAUGAAUCCACCUCCGGUUCCCUUUGUUCUCAGUUUUCAGUGGUUGCAGACACCUCACAGUCUUUGUCUACCAGGAAAAUUGAGACAGAGAGAAUAGAAAUGACUUGUCCGAUGCCAACAGGGAAUUCAGUCUUGGUUUCUGGACUUCAGGCUAAUAUCCUUAACACUGCACAGUUCUCUCUCUUUAGAUUGUCCACUUGAUAGACUUCAUUUCACUACUUUGAGGAUGAUCAAACACUGGAAAAGGCUGCCCAGAGAGGCUGUGGAGACUCCAAAACCCAACUGGACACAUUUCUGAGCAGCCUGCUUCAGUUGACCCCACUCUGAGCAGGGUAGGGUGGACUAGAUGGUCCCUUCCCACCUCAUCCAUUCUUUGAUUCUGCAAUUCCUUUCCUUACGAUGCCUCAGCAGAUCUGGAAAGGGGUGUCUUGAGGGUCUGUCUGGCAGGUCUGCUGCUGCUUUACACUGUAGUACUGUCAGCCUCCCUCCCGCCCCCAAGUAGUUUGAGCCACUCAGUACUGAAAUGCUCACUCAGGAUGACUCUUUUGCAAUAGGAACGAGGAAAUUUCUAAAGUAAACAUGCUAUGAUUUGUUAAUGAAUUGUGUAACUUCCACUUUAUUGCCAGUAAAGUAGGUUUCCUUAAAAAACAAUGAUGUCAUCAGGUUCCCUUUGUAGAUUGGUUGGCUAUAUUAAGAAACAGCAACCUAUUCCUUUAAAUACUGUGGUCAUCAUGACAGUCUUUGAAGAGUGGUGGUAGGUUCUCUCUGCAGGGGAACCAGUGACUUAAGGGAGCUGAAGCAGCAACAAUAUUAAAAGAAACCAAUCUAAUACUGAACGUCAAGAAAGAGAAGAAGGUUGAUGCUGGAAAUCAUUGUCCUGGAUGGCUGCACUCAGGAGAAAGCUAACUGUGGUCGGAGACGACCGCUGUGGUAAGACCUGCCUCCUCUUUGCUCUGCAUCACCAACAGCUUCCCCAGCCCUACGAGCCAACCCUCUUUGACGCUUACACCGCUGACACGGAGGUAGAUGGGAAGGAGAUGAAACUAAUUCUCUUCGACGUGGCAGGGAAGAACGAAUUCAGUUACCGAAAUCUCCGCUCUGUGUUCUACAGGGACACCGACGUCAUCUUAAUGUGCUUCUCCGUGGACAGGCCUGACUCACAGCAAAACAUCCUUGAUUUUUGGGUUCCCGAAAUCAAAAUGUUCUGCCCCACUGUACCUAUUAUUCUGGUGGCUACCAAGAUAGAACUAAGGGGCGAGGAAGGUAUUAAGAAGAAACUAACUACUCCAGGCAACCAGCCAAUUAACGCCACAGAAGGAAAAGCUUUAGCUGCCAGCAUUGGGGCAUAUGCUUACCUGGAGUGUUCUGCCAAGACAAAAGAAGGUGUUGAUAGAGCCCUGGAGAUAAUUAGCCAAUGUGCAUUAAAUGAGAAAAGGAGGAGAAAGAGGCACUACAGGCGCUGCCGAAUUUUGUAAGAGGAGUGGACAUUAUUUUGUUGCUGGAUUUCAUGACGUGGAAAGCACUUGCAGGCAGAAGAUGUGAAGUAAAGGGAAUGCCAACAGCCAUUCUCUCAGCUUUGCAAGUCAUUAUCAAUCUGGAAAGAGACUGAAACAUGCUGUCAACCUGAGCAGAAAAUCUCAGAGAGGCACAGAGAUGGACCAAAAUGGCAAGGCGUUGGGUGCAUCUCCAUACUCCUCCCUCCUCUAAAGCACUGGUUGCUGGCAGCCCAAGGAACUGAGUUAUGGACUGACAUUAAAGGCACAAUGCUGAGAGUGGGCAAAUAAUGUGACUGCAGGAUUUGAAGGCACAUGCAGUAACACAGUAAGUGGGCAGAAAAAUGGUUUAAGGUAAACUCCUUCUGGCCCUAUAGCGAAGGUACGAGGCUAAUUGAGUGUAACUGUCAUGAACUAGGAGAACAUGGAAGUCUACCUCUUUCUUUUGCUGACUUCCUCGGUGGUGGUUUCAUCACUCUGGCAGCUUGGUUACAGUUUCCCAGGGGGAAACAAAACAAGAGUAAACACAAAUUUCUAAACCGAUUAUGCCACCUGGAGCUGUACACUUAGCAAACUAGCUUUUCCAGGUGAGAGACCUAAUAAAAUACACACCUAAGAUUAUUUUCUUACCCGUUCUUCCCACCAGUAUUUGUCUAUUGAUGGUAUCACGGGUAGAAAUACUUGGGGUUAGCCAAGUAUUCAUUAUUGCUGCUUUCCCUCUACAUCACUUUUUAGUAGCCGUUUUGAAGUCUGCAAUCACGCUGUGGCAUAAUAACAAAUGCUUUAAGGAUGACACUUUACAUUUCCAACCGUACCUUUCUUCCAAGAAUCUCUGAGCACUUUUCAACACGAAUUACCAGCCCACCUCUUGGUGAUAAGUAGGUGCUAUUUCCAUUUUCAAAACCGAGAAACUUAAACUGCUGCCUAAAGUAACUGUGAGCCAUCUACUUCUUGGAGCUUUCUUUUUCUUGACUUGCUUUCCUUGCGCUUUCCCUUUUCCCUCCUGGACCAUUCUUAACCUCAAUUUCCUCUCCUCUCUGUCUGUAAUAAUCCCCUCAGCGCUACCUGAUAUUGUACCCAAACUUUAAAACUCUUCUCCCCAUGGAACUGGGAUGUGAACGUGUGCCGUGCCUAAGAGCUCUCCUGCUUCAGGUAAUAACAUACAUUAGUACAUUUCAAAGAGCUGUAUUUAUGUAGAUAGGUUUAAAUUGUUAUUUCCAUUUUAUAUGUGUGUGUGGGUGGGUGGGGAGGAUUGGACUGCAGAUAAGUUAAAGAACACAGGUGUCUCAGGUGCCUCUGAUGUGGGGUAUUUAGUUUUUUGGUUUUUUUAUCAGAGUUAGGUCGAUGGUUGGACUAGAUGAUCUUAAAGGUCCCUUCCAACCUAGACAAUUCUAUGAUUCUAUGACUGGAUUGGAGAGAGGCAGUUUUGCAGAGAUCCUAAGCACUUACUGUUACCACUACUUGGAAAUUGAGACCAUUUUGGCAAAUCCGAGCUUAUGCUGCAUGUUGCUUAGUAGUCAGCGUAUUGACUGGCAUCUGUUUUCAGUCUAAAUAAGCAAGUGUUUUCCUCCAGAAGGGAGCUUUGUUCAAGAUAAGGGUAACUGGUUUCACUCCCAGUAUCUCUGAAAUAAACUGUUGUUACACUCAUCGUA
Messenger RNA from Calidris pugnax (ruff), 5585 nucleotides. RefSeq names its product ras-like GTP-binding protein RHO. NCBI's taxonomy places the organism in Eukaryota, Metazoa, Chordata, Aves, Charadriiformes, Scolopacidae. Gene Ontology annotation, molecular function: GTPase activity; GTP binding. Gene Ontology annotation, biological process: small GTPase-mediated signal transduction. The record is from RefSeq and is a predicted model, not a curated record. Bases 3322 to 3915 code for a protein of 197 amino acids. The transcript is spliced from 5 exons.